GGCAGAGGAGACGAGAGAAGAGAAGCGAAGAGAGAGGGCGAGAAAAGCUAAGGACUGGUGGCGGCUGGAGGUAGGAGGCGGGGUGCGGUCCGGGCACGCCACGCAACCGCUAUAUCCUCCAAUUCGAAUAUUACCGCGACGGUGACCGUUCCUCGUGACAGUGCCCGGACAGUCAGCAACACCUCCACCAUAUCAAAACCACCUCGCUCGUUCAAACGCCGCGAAGUAACAUCGUAACCCGACGCGUGAACUCACCUCGUCACGCACCCAGUACAGAGUAGUAUAAUACCAGUGUUUAAACAAACCAAAAGAAAGUAACCGUUUUAAAGUAAAAAAAAAAAAAAAAAAAAGACCCGCGCCACCAUGGUAUGUUCUAUUGAUGAUAUCGCCGAUGAACUUCCCCCUGAACAAAUUGCUGUCCUCCGCAAAGCGUUCGACAGCUUCGACAGGGAGAAGAGCGGAAGCAUCCCCACCGACAUGGUGGCCGACAUCCUCAGAUUGAUGGGACAGCCCUUCAACAAGAAGAUUCUCGACGAGCUGAUCGAGGAAGUCGACGCUGACAAAUCUGGACGUCUUGAGUUCGAGGAGUUCGUCACGCUAGCCGCGAAAUUCAUAGUCGAGGAGGACGCUGAAGCCCUGGAGAAGGAGCUUCGGGAAGCGUUCAGGCUCUACGAUAAAGAAGGAAACGGCUACAUCCCGACUACGUGUUUGCGUGAAAUCCUGAGAGAACUCGAUGACCAGCUUACGGAUGAAGAACUUGACAUCAUGAUCGAGGAAAUUGACUCCGAUGGAUCUGGCACCGUUGAUUUCGAUGAAUUCAUGGAGAUGAUGACCGGAGAAUAAACUGAAUCUUGACUGGUGAUACAGCACAAUCCAACUCAAAGACAAUGUAUGUGCGACGGUCGCGUUACUUCAAAACUAAUUAUCUGCGUGUUUCUAAAAAAGGAAAACAAAAAAAUCUGUAAUGCACGAGAACAGUGUCUGAAAGAGCGUACAAGUCUCCUCUUAACGUCAUGACGCGUCUCCGGUUCUUCAGGGGCAAGUUCGUCGGAUCGCGAGACUUACUUUUAUCAUGGAAUGUCUUCAGGUGGCUACACCCACACAAUGGUCUCGCGCCAGAUUUUCAUCCCGUUUAACGAGUGCCGCAAAUUAACCGUUUCGUGCGCGAAUUAUAAUUACUUGUAAUGUAACGGCAUCACAGGUCUCAUACACACAUGCAUCACACGCCUGCUAAGUUUUUCAUGGACAGUAUUUAUUGUUGUUAAUAAAAUACCACUGAAAACGA
Molecule: messenger RNA, 1285 nt
Organism: Dufourea novaeangliae
Lineage: Eukaryota; Metazoa; Arthropoda; Insecta; Hymenoptera; Halictidae
Gene: TpnCI
Product: troponin C, isoform 3
Exons: 6
Coding region: 364-843 (159 amino acids)
Molecular function (GO): enzyme regulator activity; calcium ion binding
Source: RefSeq, a predicted model, not a curated record